This is a messenger RNA of Castor canadensis (American beaver), 750 nucleotides long. Lineage: Eukaryota; Metazoa; Chordata; Mammalia; Rodentia; Castoridae. The record is from RefSeq and is a predicted model, not a curated record.
AUGUCUCCUCCUACUGUGCCUCCAAAUGGGGUAGAUGGUGUGUCUGCAUACCUGAUGAAGAAAAGGCACACUCACAGGAAGCAGCGGCGCAAGCCCACUUUCCUCACUCGUAGGAACAUUGUGGGCUGCCGCAUUCAACACGGUUGGAAAGAGGGCAAUGAGCCGGUGGAGCAGUGGAAGGGCACUGUACUAGAGCAAGUUUCCGUGAAGCCCACUCUAUACAUCAUUAAAUACGAUGGCAAAGACAGCGUGUAUGGACUAGAACUGCACCGAGAUAAGAGAGUUUUAGCGCUGGAAAUUCUUCCUGAGAGAGUGCCAUCUCCUCGCAUAGAUUCGCGCCUGGCAGAUUUCCUGAUUGGGAAGGCAGUGGGGCAUGUGUUUGAAGGCGAGCAUGGUACAAAAGAUGAAUGGAAAGGCAUGGUGCUGGCGCGAGCUCCUGUGAUGGAUACUUGGUUUUACAUCACCUAUGAAAAAGAUCCAGUCCUCUACAUGUACACCCUGCUGGAUGACUACAAAGAUGGUGACCUGCGCAUCAUUCCAGAUUCCAACUACUAUUUGCCUACAGCAGAACAAGAGCCUGGAGAAGUGGUCGAUAGCCUCGUGGGCAAGCAGGUGGAGCAUGCCAAAGAUGAUGGGUCCAAGAGAACCGGUAUUUUCAUCCAUCAAGUGGUGGCCAAGCCUUCUGUCUACUUCAUUAAGUUUGAUGAUGAUAUUCACAUUUACGUCUAUGGUUUGGUGAAAACUCCGUAA